This is a messenger RNA of Prorocentrum cordatum, 1767 nucleotides long. Lineage: Eukaryota; Dinophyceae; Prorocentrales; Prorocentraceae. The record is from the annotation of a GenBank genome assembly.
CGCGGGCGUCGUCUUGCCCGGCUUUCCAUCGGGCUCGCCCGCGCCGAGGGCGCCCCGCAGGCCGCGCAUUGUCGCUGGGCGGGCCUCGCCUGCUUUUGCGCGGGGCAUCGCCGCCCGCCGUUCGCGAUCUCGCAGGAGAUCUUCGCCGCCGCCAUCGAGGCCCCCCGCCCGCGCGGGCCCCUCGAGGCCGGGAAGGGGGCCGGGGCGAACUUGCGAGCGCGGCUCGGGGCGAGUCGGCUGCUCGGACGCCUCGCCGCGCGGCGGCGGGGCAGCUGUGGCCUCGAUGCUGGCGGGGGUCGGGGAUGCCCCGACUGUCGCGGGGGCGUCGGGCACGGCCAGCUCGCGCAUCGCGACAGCCGCGAGCAAGCUGGGCGCGGCGGCGCGGCAGCCCUUCGCUGGGCGUUGCGGGCUCGCGGGGGCCAGGGGGGCGGGCGUCGCCGGCGCCGCCGCGCAUCCAAUGAACCAGCGAACCUUGCCCUCAAGGCGCUGCGGCAUCGAUUGUCGCGCAAUGGCGCGACCGCGAUUGCGCGGCAGGCGAGCAGCUGGCUGCGGGGGCUUCCCAGGGCGAGGUGGCUCGCAGGACAGCCGGGCGUCUUUCUGUCAGACGUGGCCGGCGCGCGGCGGCUCCACAACUCGCCGCUUCUGCGUCUCCGGGCCGCAAGGGGCAUCGGGCAGCAGGAGUCCAUCGCGGUCUACGCAGACGCGGUAUCUUCAGUUUUCCACGAGCGGGUCCGCGGCCCGCUUCCCCGUAGCCCCGGGGCGCAGGUCGGAUGGGCGAGCGGGCAGCUCAGUGCAGCCGCGCGCCAGUUGAGCAUUUGGAAGCUGAACGCGACCACGGCGCCGGAGGCGCUGGAUUGGCCGGCCACCUCUCAGCCCGGAGGCCAGGGGCAACGCGUCCACGAUGUGCUCCGCGCAGUCGAUCACCGAGGCUCCGACGCGCGCGCCGCGCCGCGGCCGGUCCAGGUGCGCGGCAAUGUGUGCGGCUUCGACCCGCUCACGGCCGACCAGCGGGACGAUCUUCUUGCGCGGAGGCCAGUUGGCACGGCGCUCGGGCACCAGCCAGCUGCGGGCGCGGCCGCGGCGGCAGCGGGCCGACAGUGGCGCGUCUCGGACACAGGACACGAGAGCUUCAACGAGGUGAUCCCCGAUGGCAGCAUGCUCGGGGACCGCGCUGUGGUAGAGGGCGGGACGGGCCUCCACCUGAUCAACCAGGAGUCGGGCGAGCGGGUCUCGGUGCAGCGGGUGAAGAGCCGCGACCUGGGCGGCUGGCUCGCGGCAAAGUUCGCCGACUGGCCGUUCGAGGGCCCGUCGACGGCUCGCGAGCUCAUGGCGGACGUGGCGGUGGCAGGGCUCGAGCUGCACCUGUGCCCGACCUGGUGGGAGAGCAAAAGCGGGGUGAACCCGUCGGGCAGCGUCGCGCGCGAGGUCAGGCUCGCCUUCGACUACCUGCGCGCGAUGCAGUCCCACGACCAGCUGAACAUGCAGGCCCUCGCGUCGGUGGAGCUGAUCUGCCGCCGCAUCAUCGUUUGCCAGCGGGCCGUCAGACUCAACCCGAAGGCGCCCGACUUCACAGGCUUGGAGCGGUUCGUGCAGUCGAACUUCGACGAGUCAGGCGGCCUCAAGACGACAGAGCUCGACAAGUACAUGGCCGAGCAGCAGAAGACGAGCGCGACGGUACUCAAGAGCCUCAGACAGGACCUCCAGGAGCAGGAGAACGAGAGGAAGAGGCAGGCCGGUCGCAACAAGGGCGACGGCAAGCCGGGCAAG